UAUACUUACUAAAUAUUAAUUUAAAUAUAGGAGGGCGAAGGCAAACGUAACUAAUAAAGUAUUAUGUCCGAUGUAUCUUAGUUAAAGGUUGCGUACCUAAUCGGUACAUAUAGUACAAAUGAGUGUUGAUGACAGUAUCGUAACACGUGAUUUACAUAAAGCCAGCCAUUGGUCAGGAAGCCGAAGCCACGGCUUCUGAUUGGUCGACGCUCUCUAACCCGCGAAUGCCAUAGAAGAAGCGCCAAUUCAAGUCAUUGGGAGCUGCGCGCGGUGCUUGAAGGUUCGGCGUAGUUCGGCGUAAGUCCGUUAAAUAUUAAUAUACUUAUCAGUUCAAGGCAUAGUUUAGAGGUUUAUCAAAGUUUAUCAACGUUAAGGGUUAGUACACAUACGUGUUAUAUCUAUACAUACACACAUGACGACAGAAGGAGCUGGAAGAUGAACCUUCACGGACUACCAGCACUUGUUUAUGGAGAUGUUUUGACUGCCGACACCCUGAGCAUGACCAGGACGACUGGGAAUGCUCCUUCUACCUUGGCUUUCCCAAAGUCCAAGUCCUCUCUGUGGGAUCCGAGCCCAUCUGGGGACGCGGUCGGUCUUCAGCUCUGCUACUACAGGUGCCCUCACCUCCGGGUGUUGGAGAAGGCUCUCCGUCUGGCCCACCGCCACGCCCACCAGAGGAGUAACCCCGCCCACCAGAGGAGUAACCCCACCCACCAGAGGAGUAACCCUGCCCUCUGCUGCUUCCUGCUGGGCUCCAUCUGCGUGGAUGAAGAUGAGGAGGGCGUGACCCUGUCCCUGGACCGCUUUGACCCGGGUCGUGAACAGGGUGGUGUCCGGGUUCCCUCUCUCCUGCUGCCGGGGGACGUGGCGGUCCCUCUAGAGUUCAUCCUCCAGGGAGACCCGGAGCCCAGCCCCUUAGACCUCAGCCUCGCCUUCCAGGGCCUGCAGCAGGCCUGUGGGGGUGCUGAGGUGGCGGACCUGUCCCAGCUGCUGGGGGUCAGAGGUCAGGUCAGCUGUUCCCAGCAGGGCGACCGCCUGGGCUUCUCGCUGCGCUGGUUAGCAGCGAGCUGCGCCGGAGGCUUUGCUGUGGUGGGGGUCCGACCCCUCCCCAUCAUCCCCACCGCUCUGGCCCGCAGCCUGAGUGGCCUCCCCGGCCCCUCCAGCCCAGUCCCCCCACGACCCGGCCCCUCCAGACCCGGCCCCUCCAGACCCGGCCCCUCCAGACCCGGCCUCUCCAGACCCGGCCUCUCCAGACCCGGCCUCAAGCAGCAGCGAGGGUUCCUGACCAUGGACCAGACCCGUAAACUACUGCUGCUGCUGGAGUCCGAUCCCAAGGCCUGCAGCCUGCCCCUGGUGGGAGUAUGGCUGAGUGGAGUGGUCCAGCCGUCCAACCCCCUGGUGUGGGCCUGGUGUCUCCGCUUCUCCCACAGCUCAUCUCUCCAGGACAGGGUGCUCUCGGAGCAGGGCUGGUUCUUACUGGUGCUGUUCUCUCCCAGUCAGCCCCGGUUCUUCCAGGUCCGCUCUGCUGAGUCCGGACCCACGGCCGUCCUGCGUCUGAGCUGCUCCCAGCACCUCACCCUGUUCAAGCAUGUGGAGCCAGCAGAGGGCCACUACCUCCAGGCUGAUCUCUGCCUCGAUGAGACCAGGCAGACGGAGCUGGUCCACGGCCCCGCCGCCCGCCCUCUGUCCAGCCUCCUGGGAGCCACGCUGGACCAGGACUCUGGGGUAGAGGAUGAAGACCUCUCUCCCCGCCCCUCUCCCAGCCCCCACGCGGCCACCCAGCAGACCAGAAGAGUUCAGCCCUCCGUCCCCGAGCUGUCCCUGCUGGUGGACGCCUCCCUCCCCCCAACCCCCCAGCCCCCCUCCAGGAGGAGCUCCGGGCCACUGGGCCCCCCCUACCUCCACUCCACCCCGGCCGCCCCUCUCAGCCGGGCCUCCGCAGGCUUCUGGACCGCCAAGACCCCGCCCACACUCAUCCUCCUCCAUCCUGAGCGCGGCUCCACCCCUCCUGGGCCUGCCCCCCCCCCCCUCCCCUGCUCCUGUCUCCAGGCGGGACGGCCGCCGUGGGAGGAGGUGCCCUCCGACGCCUACCAGAUGCUGAUGGCCCAGGAACGACAGCUCCGGCUGCUGCAGGCUCAGAUCCAGAUGUUGUUGGAGCCCAGGGCCCUCACUGGUCAGCCAGACGGACCUCCAGAGGAAGGCGCCCCCCCCCGCCCGCAGACACUGCCUCCCACCACUGCCAGUGUUGCUGUGGGAACAGGGGCCAGUCUGUUCUGGAGGUCCAGCCCGCCGCCCAGAGACCGGACCCGAGGGGACCGGACCCGAGGGGACCGGACCCGAGGGGACCGGACCCGAGGGGACCGGCCUUCCUCUCCUCUAAGAGACUGCACUCAGGAGCUACACUGCACUAGCGGAGCUGAAAGCCCCGUCCCUGGAACGAGCAGCAGUCUGUUCUUCAAUACCAGCGCCACCCAAUCAGACCACGUCCUCCCCACCCUACAGCUGCAGGUGAGCAGUCGGCUUCAGGCCUCGCUGAGCGACCCGGAGUCCCCAAUACCUUCCUCACCGUCAUCAUCUUCAUCAUCGCUACCCUAUGGUGACCACACCCACUCCUACAGGAAACAGGAAGUCCAUGCCCGCUCCUACAGGAAACAGGAAGUCCAUGCCCGCUCCUACAGGAAGCAGGACAUGUCUGGGGGAGAUGAGGAGCAGCUGGGGGUCACUUUGGACCCCCGACCCGACCUCAACACCGAAGACAGGGUGGCCCCGACCCCAACGAACCCCCCCAGGCUGGCCCCGACCCCAACGAACCCCCCCAGCCUGGCCCGGACCCCCAUGGACCCCCCCAGCCUGGCCCGGACCCCCAUGGACCCCCCCAGCCUGGCCCCGACCCCAACGAACCCCCCCAGCCUGGCCCGGACCCCCAUGGACCCCCCCAGCCUGGCCCGGACCCCCAUGGACCCCCCCAGCCUGGCCCGGACCCCCAUGGACCCCCCCAGCCUGGCCCGGACCCCCAUGGACCCCCCCAGCCUGGCCCGGACCCCCAGAGACCCCCUGCUCCCCGGGGGGUCCAUGGACCUCAGCCUGGCCCCCCUGCUCCCGGGGGGGUCCGUGGACCUCAGCCUGGCCCCCCUGCUCCCGGGGGGGUCCGUGGACCUCAGCCUGGCCCCCCUGCUCCCGGGAGGGUCCGUGGACCUCAGCCUGGAGGCCAACGCCAUCGCUCUGCGCUACCUGAGUGACGGACAGCUGUCCAGACUGUCAGCAGGCGUCCGGGGCGGCAGGGCGGACCUCAGCGUCCUGCUGCCCAGCAACAUGUCCCUGGCCACGCGGGGCUACAUGAGGAGGUACGGCCUGAUAGAGGAGGAGGAGGAGGAGGAGGAGGAGCAGCAGUGUGAAGGCCUCCCCUGCGCCACACUUGGUACAGGGUCCAGUCUCCCCCAGAGCCAGCUAAUCAGGGACCUGCAGCCCCAGCUUCAUCUCCUGGCCCGGUCCAGCAGGACCCAGGACCAGGACCUGGGGGCCGUCUGGCAGGAGGCCUCCCUGGCCGCAGGCUCUGUGGGGAACUUUCUGGAUGUUAGCAGACUCCGACAGCUGCCCAAACUCUUCUAGAUUAACCAGCUCAACUAGCCACAUAGACUGACCCGUACCCCACCAGUAUGGCCGUAAACCACCCAGACUAACCCUUACCCCACUCGUGUAGUGUUUUAACACCGACCCACUGAGCGCUGGUCCUCCAGGUCCAGGUCCUGGUCCAGGUCCUGGUCCUGGUCCUCUUACCCUGAACAUGUCUUUCUGGUUCCAGAUGAAACCAGAUCACGCUCUAUAUGUAUAUUUGGAAUUCAAAAUAAAUUAUUUUUAAUCAA
This is a messenger RNA of Gadus macrocephalus (Pacific cod), 3863 nucleotides long. It is a transcript of the gene stil, whose product is annotated as STIL centriolar assembly protein. NCBI's taxonomy places the organism in Eukaryota, Metazoa, Chordata, Actinopteri, Gadiformes, Gadidae. The record is from RefSeq and is a predicted model, not a curated record. The transcript is spliced from 16 exons. Bases 436 to 3609 code for a protein of 1057 amino acids. Gene Ontology annotation, cellular component: centriole; centrosome. Gene Ontology annotation, biological process: centrosome duplication; protein localization to centrosome; smoothened signaling pathway.